Mya arenaria is the source of this 1192-nucleotide messenger RNA. RefSeq lists its product as uncharacterized. Lineage: Eukaryota; Metazoa; Mollusca; Bivalvia; Myida; Myidae. Gene Ontology annotation, molecular function: protein binding. The transcript has 3 exons. The record is from RefSeq and is a predicted model, not a curated record. Bases 169 to 792 code for a protein of 207 amino acids. Gene Ontology annotation, biological process: signal transduction; regulation of apoptotic process.
GAAGCCUUGCAGGUGCCCUUCACGUAUUAUGUUUUGACAGAAUGAAAUGAAGAAAAGCCGUCAAACUCAUAAUUAUAAGUUGGAUAUUUAUUUUUUUGUGUACGGAACUAAUGUAAAAAAAACAUUAUCUGCAACAGAAACUCGUUUACUGCAUCCUUACCAUACACAAUGCGGGAGGAACUGCAAAGAAAAAUUACAAAAAAUAUCAUUGAUAUUAAAAAGGAUAUGGAUGCGAAAGACUUGGUUGACCACUUCAUUCAAGAAGGUGUAUUUGACUUACUCGAUGAUGAAGAAAUUAAUGGUUUCAACCCUAAUACGGCAGAAAAUAGGAACAAGUGUUUCCUUACAAAGUUACUAAAGAAAGACGAUAGAGCCUACGAAGUUUUUUUAAAAACUUUGCGCCAUGUUCGGUUAGAUCAUCUUGCUGAACAAAUUGAAAACACUGAAGUGGCGACAGCUCCAGUGGUAGAUCCCACAUUAUGGCUGGCUCAAAUAGACGAGCAUGUUCGAAAACGCAGAUUAAAGGAUCAUGAUCUGGGCAGACUGGCACACUGCAUUGGUACUGACUGGGAAUUUGUAGCCUCUGAAAUGAAUCUAACUAGAGUUGAAAUAGAUCAUUGUAGGAUGGAAAAUACUACAACCGCAAGGCAGGUUAACCAGGCUCUUUAUAAGUGGAGGAAUAAAAUGCCAGGAGAAGCGACGCUCGAAAAGUUUGUGGAUAUUUUGAUGAACUGUCAGUCAACCACAAUUGAUUGGGAUAUUGUUAAAAAGACUGCUCAGCAAAUGGGUUGAUUAAAGUGUUUUUCGUGUGUUAUUGUAAAAAUUGAAUUUAUAAUAUUUGGUUUUAAUGGAUGUCAUAUUUAUACAAAAUAACUCUUAUUAGUACUUAUUUUUCAUCCCCUUUUAAUGGUUGUUUUUUUUUCAACUCAACUCUGUUUAUUCAUAACAUAUAUAAAUUUGGUCAUAACAAAUCAAUUUUUUUGCAAAGGCAUGAACUUACGUAGUAUCAAAAGGCAUGAAUAUAUGCAGUAUCAAAAAAAAAUAUGUUUACCGAAAAGCAUAAUAAUAUUGUGGAUUGAAAAAAAAAGUAAUAACCUUGGCUGUAUUCAUAAAACGUCUAGAGCCAUUUCCUAACUUACUGGGGUAAGUCAAUUUCCUAAGUUAAGUAUCUUACUGGUCAUAUGAUAUAUAU